AUGCAGUCUAUGGGCAAUGCCAAGGCCAACGCUUAUUGGGAAGCGGAGCUGCCACCACAUUUCCGCCGCCCAGCAGAGGUUGACAAGGGAGCCUUGGAGGGUUUCAUCCGUGCCAAGUACGAGCAGAGGCGCUGGGUCCGGCUGAACGACGAGGAACGUGCUCGCAUGCGGCAGAGCGCACGGGACGAGGAUCGCAGCAGGGAACGCGACCGGGACCGGGGGGAACGGCCCCGCCGGUACCACGAUUCGGAUUACGACAGGGACUGGAGCCACGGCGCCCAUGCCACUUACAACCGCGGUGGUAGCGGCAGCGGUGGCGGUGGUGGGGGUGGGGGUGGGGGUAGCAGAGUAGGCUCGUACGAUUCAUAUGACAACAAGUAUGAUCGUUACGGCGGGUCUGGUGACAGGGACAGGGGCGGAGGUGGUAGGUACGAUUCUCAUGGAGGGUAUGAUAGGGAUCCACGGGGUGGCGGCGGCGGUGGCGGGGGGUAUGAUCGUGAUCCGCGUGGUGGGUACGACAGGGACCAGGCUGCUGCUGCUGCUGCUCCAGCUGCCAGCGCCCCUGCUCAAGCCACCACAGCAGCAAAUCCCCUUGCCGACUUGUUUGCUGCAGAGCCGGCAGCUGCUCCAUCUGCUGCACCUGCUGCACCUGCUGCUGCUGCUGCUGCAACAGCACCCAAGAACGUCAAGUCUGAUAUCCUGAGCCUCUUUGAGCAGGCACCUGCCAGCAGUCCAUUCCUGGCACAGCAGCAGAUGGCAGCUGCUAUGUUCGCCCAGCAGCAGUACAUGGCUGCAGCCGCUGCAGCUGCUGCUGGUACCAAUGCUGCACCUGCUGCAGGGGGUGCAGCAGUCAACAUGCCUGCAGGGGGAAUACCUGGUCUUGCUGCUGUCCCUGGUGCUGUUCCAGGCGCUGCUGUUGGUGGAGCACCUGCAGCCGGGGCUGGUGGUGCCAUGUUUGCGAUGCCUGGUUUUGUGCCCGGAGCUGUACCAACAUUCCCUGCUGCCGGGGUAUUUCCAGGGCAGGCAAUGCCUGGAGGUUACCCGCAGUUCAUCCCAGGAAUGACUCCCCAGCUCUUCCCUGGUCAAGUGCCUGGAGCUGGUGCUGAUGCUGGUUUUGGUAUGCCCCAGGGCUUCGCUGGCUUGGCCGGGGUGAUGCCUGCUGCUGUAGCUUCUCAACCAGCGGCUCCAGCUCCUGACACUGGUGCAAGCUACGACUUCUCGUCCCUCACUGCAACAGCGCUCCGGAAGUAA
Messenger RNA from Closterium sp. Naga37s-1, 1251 nucleotides. The record is from the annotation of a GenBank genome assembly. Lineage: Eukaryota; Viridiplantae; Streptophyta; Zygnematophyceae; Desmidiales; Closteriaceae.